AGCUCCUCCUGCCCUGGCGGGUCUGCUCCCGAGCCGGACUCCUGUGCGCUGCUGGGCGACUCCCCGCCUGCAGCCCCGUGGAUCGCCCCGGCCGGGCGGCAGGAUAAUCCCUGGCCCUGACUCCGGGAUCUCUGGGAUGGAGCACGGGGAAGAGCCGUGUGUCCGGGUUCUCCAGGGCGCCGAGGGAAGGGCGAUCCCCCGAGGUGUCUGCGCAGCAGGUGCCAGGAUGGAGGUGAAGAGUCCGAAGAAGGAAGAGCCUACAGGAGCAGAGCCACACUGGAUGUCCCAGAGCAUUAAGCAAGAAGAGGCCAGCGGGGCUGGAUGGCCGGAGGAGAUCAACACGAUGUCUCCACAGGAGAUCGGCAUCAGGAUGAUGAUGGCGCACAACCGAGCCCAGCGGGGGGAGAGCCCCUUCAGCUGCUUGGACUGUGAGAAGAGCUUCAGCCAGAGCUCCCACCUGGUCCAGCACCAGCGCAUCCACAUGGGCCAGAAGCCCUACAAGUGCACCGAAUGCGGGAAGAGCUUUGUUCUCAGCUCCAACCUCCUGGAGCACCAGCGCAUCCACACAGGGGAGCGCCCCUACAAGUGUGACCAGUGUGAGAAGACCUUCAGCCAGAGUUCCCACCUCUUCCAGCACCAGCGCAUCCACACGGGCGAGCGGCCCUACCAGUGCACCGAGUGCGGGAAGAGUUUCAACCGCAAUUACACCCUGGUGAAGCAUUACCACACCCACGUUGGGGAGCAGCCCUUCAUCUGCAGCGAGUGCGGGAAGAGCUUCAGCCUCGGCUCCUUUGCCCAGCACGUCCGCACCCAUACAGGCGAAAAGCCCUACAGCUGUGCUGAGUGCGGCAAGAGUUUCAGCAGCAGUUCCAACUUGAGCCAGCACCGGCGCAUCCACACCGGGGAGAAACCUUACAGCUGUGGCCACUGCGGGAAAAGCUUCAGCCAGAGCUCCAACCUCAUCAAGCACCGGCGCAUCCACACCGGAGAGAGACCCUACAGCUGCCCUGAGUGUGGCAAAACCUUCAACCAGAGCUCAUCGCUCAUGCAGCACCGGCGGAUCCACCGCGGCGAGCGGCCCUACGAGUGCACUGAGUGCGGGAAGCGCUUCAGCGUCAGCUCCCACCUGGUGGAGCACCGGAGGAUCCACCGGGGCGAAAAGCCUUACAAGUGUGUCGACUGCGGGAAGAGCUUUGGCUGCAACUCAUCCCUGAUGAAACAUCAGCGCAUCCACACCGGGGAGCGGCCCUACAAGUGCCCCGAGUGUGGGAAGUGCUUCAUUGACAGCUCCAAGCUCAACAACCACCGGCGCACCCACACUGGAGAGCGGCCCUACAAAUGCACCGACUGCGGGAAGGGCUUUGGAGACAGCUCCGCGCUCAUGAAGCACCAGAGGACGCACACCAAGUAGACACCCAGCAGAUGGAGAGGGCGGCACUGGUGUCUCUCUAGAGUGUGAAAUUGACAUGCUCUGGGGAUAUGGGGCCUCUAUAAAGGGAGACAUUGAUGUGCCAUCUCGGGGAACAGGGGCACCUUUAUAGAGAGUAAAUUGGUGUCCUUUCUUCCAACCCCUAUUGGUCAGCAAGACAUACCCAUCCAUCUUGGAAACCCUGGCUCCUACCCCCAAUGCAUGCUAGUGCCCUUUUGCCUGCAGCAAGCUGCAGGCCUGAUCUGAAGCCCCUUCCUCCCUCCCCCACUUACAGUGGUUCAAGGUGUGGAUGGCCUCCGCGAGGAUCCCAAGAUGGCAGGAAAUGCUAAGGCAAAUCAUCCAGCAGUGAUGUCUGCCACCGGGAUUUGUAGAGAGGAAAUAAGCAAAUAUAGUGAGGUUUAGUGAUUAGGCCUGGGAGCCAGGACUUCUGGGUUCUGUCCUCAGGGAGGGGAGUAGCGUCUAGUGGGUGAUAGCAGAGGGGGCUGAGAGCCAGGACUCAUGGAUUAGAUUCCCAGCCAUGUGUGGGUUCUAGAAGGUGAAAUCACAGUUUGUGUGCAGUUGUGUAUAGUUUAGAGCAGGGGCCUGACAAUCAGACCUCCUGGGUUCUACACCCAGCUCUGGCACUUUACCUUUCUGUGCCUCAGUUUCUUCUUCAUCUGUCAAAUGAGAAUAAUGGUACCUGCUUGUUUCUAGUGUUUUGAGAGUCAUAGAUGAAAAGUGCUUAUUCUGUAUUUGAUGCGUAAUUGUCUAAACUAGAAGUGACCCUCAUUUCACCUGCAUUUUUCAUGCUCUGGGUUAGCUGUAGAGCAUAGAUCUCUAGGUCUUUUCUUAAUCUGGUUUGCAGUAAUUAAGAUCCAUGAUUGAUGUCUCAUUUCUCUCAACCAACCAGGAGAAGAAAUGUAAAGGGAUCUAGGAAAACGGGGGAUUGUGCCCUUUAAUUUUACUACUUUAUGAUGCACAAAACAAAGCCUGGGGAAGGGGCAGAGGGAAUCAACCUGCUUGGGACAUUAGAAAUUUGGGAGUUGUAUAAUUUGGAAGUCUCUUGGGAAGACUGGAGAAUUGGGUCUGAUCAGUUAAACCUGAUUGUACGUGAAGAAUGGCUUUACAACAUAAGGCAAGUUAAUGUCCAUUGUGUGAGAUAUCUGGGGGCUUGGCUACACUUGAAAGUUGCAGCGCUGGUGGAGGCUUUCCAGCGCUGCAAUUAGUAACUGUCCACACCUGCAAGG
Messenger RNA from Mauremys reevesii (Reeves's turtle), 2655 nucleotides. RefSeq names its product zinc finger protein 629-like. The record is from RefSeq and is a predicted model, not a curated record. NCBI's taxonomy places the organism in Eukaryota, Metazoa, Chordata, Testudines, Geoemydidae. Bases 137 to 1411 code for a protein of 424 amino acids. The transcript has 3 exons. Gene Ontology annotation, biological process: negative regulation of transcription by RNA polymerase II; regulation of cytokine production; regulation of immune system process.